GGUGCGCCGCGCCGCGCCGCGCUCUGCUUCGCUGCCCGCCCCUCUGGGAGUCUUGGUUCCACCUCGGGCCGGCGCGAUGGGCAAGAAGGGCAAGAAGGAGAAGAAGGGCCGCGGGGCGGAGAAGACGGCCGCCAAGAUGGAGAAGAAGGUGUCCAAGCGCUCGCGGAAGGAGGAGGAAGACCUGGAAGCUCUCCUCGCGCACUUCCAGGCACUGGACGCCACAAAGACUCAGGUCGUGGAGACACCGUGCCCCCCGCCUUCUCCGAGGUUGCACGCCUCCUUGUCUGCGCAUCCUGACAAAGAUGAAUUAAUCCUUUUCGGAGGUGAAUAUUUCAAUGGCCAAAAAACAUCUGUGUAUAAUGAACUCUACACCUACAGUAUCAGGAAGGACGCCUGGACCAAAGUGGAGAUCCCCAAUCCGCCCCCGAGGCGCUGUGCUCACCAGGCUGUGGUGGUGCCCCAAGGUGGGGGACAGCUGUGGAUCUUCGGAGGGGAGUUUGCCUCUCCCGACGGAGAGCAGUUCUACCACUACAAGGAUCUCUGGGUCCUGCAUUUGGCCACCAAGACUUGGGAGCAAGUAAGGGCACCAGGAGGCCCUUCAGGUCGGAGUGGACAUCGGGUGGUAGCCUGGAAGAGACAGUUAAUACUUUUCGGUGGCUUCCAUGAGAGUACAAGAGAUUACAUCUACUACAAUGACGUGUACGCCUUUGACCUGGACACGUUCACGUGGAGUAGACUGUGCCCUUCGGGGACUGGGCCCACACCCAGAUCGGGCUGCCAGAUGUCUGUCACUCCCCAGGGCAGCAUUGUCAUCUACGGGGGCUACUCGAAGCAGAGAGUCAAGAAGGACGUGGACAGAGGCACGCAGCAUUCCGACAUGUUCCUGCUGCAGCCUGUGGAUGGAAGGGAAGGCAAGUGGGGAUGGACGCGUAUUAACCCUGCGGGAGCCAAGCCCACCCCGAGGUCUGGCUUUUCGGUGGCUGUGACCCCGAAUCAUCAGACGCUGCUGUUUGGGGGCGUGUGUGACCAGGAAGAGGAGGAGAGCCUGGAGGGGGACUUCCUCAACGACCUGCACUUCUAUGACGCCACCAGGAACCGCUGGUUUGCGGGGCAGCUGAAGGGACCCAAGUCAGAGAAGAAGAAACGGAGGAGGGGCAGGAAAGCAGAGCCCGAAGGUGCCGACAAGCAGGAGCGCGGGGGGGCCGGUGCCCAGGAGCCCCUGGAGGUGGUCAGAGAGGUGGUCGCAGAGGACGGGACCGUGGUCACCAUUAAACAGGUUCUUGCCGCCCCGGUCCCGGCGGGACAGCCACAGUCCGAGGAGGAGGACAGCCCCGACGAAGCCGGUGGCCCCGUGGUGGAGCCCAGUCCCCGCUCCAACGCCAUGCUGGCCGUGAAGCACGGGCGGCUCUACCUGUACGGGGGCAUGUUUGAGGCAGGUGACCGCCAGGUCACCCUCAGUGACCUGUACUGCCUGGAUCUCCACAAGAUGCAGGAGUGGACGGCCCUGGUGGAGGUGGACCCAGGAGCUCAGGAGUGGCUGGAGGAGACGGAGUCAGAAGAAGACAGCGACGAGGACGCCGAGGGCGGAAGUGACGACGAGGACAGUGGCGACAGCGGCGGGGAGGCUGGGGGUGAGUGUGGUGCGCAUGCCGGCGCCGGGCGGCAGGAGACCCACGGCAGAGCAGCUCCGGAGCCAAGCACCCCCUGCCGGACCUAGAGCUCCGGGGUCGCUUUGCUCCCAAAGCCCCGAUUUUUGCUGGUAACGAGAGACUUUCAUGCUUCAGUAAAGUUCUAUUAAAGCGUGGCUUUACUUCGUAGACGUCCUCUCAAGGCGAGCCUAAGUUUUUGCGAGAACAUUUGUAUUUCGAGUACGUUUGGGCCGCGCCGGGUCGCUUUCUUUGAUUGAGUGAAGAGCGCGCUCGCGACAUGGUUUCUGUAACUCCGCUGCUCACCCCGUCAGCCAGUGAGCUGUGGCCUCUGCGGCUGCCUGCCCGCCCCGCCUGCCUCCCCCUCUUCCCCACGGAAGAGCCCACGACCCUCGGUGGCACCUGCCCGGCUCGCCCUGGAUGACGCUGGGCCCCACGCCCAGGCCAUUGCCGUCUGAAGACGGGGAGUGCCCCCCACGCUGCAGGGCAGCCUGCGUGGUGUGGCUCCUUCCGCAGUGUUGGCGUGGGCCGUGACGACAUAGAGCAGAGCUGCGGCAGGGGCGGUGUCGUGGAGGGCGAGGUCCCCGCGCUGCCGGUGGCGCUGUGAAUACGAGGCAGAGAAGGCGCCUUAUGCUUUGCAAGCGAUCUCCCUUCCGCCGGACAAGGAGCCGGGGGUUUCCCGCGUGGCGGUGCGUCGUCAGGCCGGAGGCCCCCGCUGUGAUUUCCGGGAGUUCUCGGUCGCAGCCCACCGGCCACCUUUCCACGCUUCGUGUCUCUGCCCGACUCUGAAGUAAAGCUCCUGUCGGCUCUGUGGCUGUCGUGCCACCGGCUUUCCUCGGGGGUCUGUGAGCCCACGGACCCGACUCAGAGCCGCUCCGUUAGCGUUUCCUGGGAAGAGAUGGUGGGGCCACCCCUGCUCCCUUCCCGGUCAGCCCCCAGGUUGUCCUCGGCAAAGUGACCGGAGGAGGGGAAGCCAGAGGGAGGGACCCCGCUGUCUGGACGCGGUGUCACCAUCCAGCGCCUCUGGAGUCGGAGUCCGUCGCAGGGGAGGCCUGCGGACUGCUCGCAUGCCGUCUGGGGCCUGCUCCAGGGUUGAUGGCCAGAGACCAGGUUUCAUUGGUAUAAUUGGGGUCAGAUGUUAGGCUUUGAAUUCACACUUGGUGCAUUUUUUAUCUUCAAUACUUGCAGCAAUGAGAAGGUAGUAUUUUAGUGUGUAGUAACAGCAUCAGCAUCCCAUUUGUGUCCUGGACCAGGCCCUCCUGUUCAUUGCUGGGACGCUCACAGACCAGUGUGGGAAUGCCCCGGGUGGCGGAGCAGGGCCCGUCCUAGGAAGGCUUUCGCGGAAGGAGGAGGGCUGACGUGCCCCAGCAGCAGCCCCUCGCCCCACCUCGCCUCCUCACGGUGCCCGGUGCGACCACUCUCGUCGGACUUGCACGCCGCUCUGUAGCAGGACCCGCAGGGGUGUGCUCUCACCAGCAGCUCAGAAAUGGGAAGCCUGCCUCUGGGGGGUGCCCCCCGGAGCCCCGGCCGUCGGAGAGAGGCCAGUGUGGCUGUCGGGCAGCACGGCACCCCUUGGCCAACGGGGGCUGUGUUUGCUAGAAAAGCUGGCACUCUGGCUCGGGUGGCGUAUCGGUGGCACCCCUCUUGGCUGCCGGGGCAGUCUGGGCCUUCCUUGGACACUCUGGGUGGAAUCUAGCCGGAAGAUUCUCAGGUAGGGCUGGCGGAACACCACGGCUGGUGCGCGGACCUCCCGGGUCCUCCCGGGGCCCACGCUGCCCGCUCCUGCGACGUGCCCUCCGGCCCCCACCGUGCAGCUGCUGCUCUCCCGGAGGCUGCGUUAGGAGGAGGUUGUCGGAAGGGCUUGCCGGCUCUGCCUCAGGUUUCUGUUUCAGAGGCCGGUGUCUCAUCCUCCUGGUUGAGGUGACACGGCAGGUGUGAGGGAAGAGGAUGUUUUUGAAUCCAACAGAUUUCCCCGAAGAGGAAACUCCUUGUACAGACAGGUCUGUUUCGCUGUCGUGUCCGUAGGCUUGUUGCUAGAAGCUCGGUUCGAGUUCACACGGGUGAACAGCUGCUCUCGCCUCUGCUGCCUCCUUGCUGUGAUGGAGACACCAGGUAAGGCACACCUUAGAUGUUGAGCAGCAGGAGAGGCAAAGAAUGCGUUCUAGGGCCGCGAGAGCCCCCCAGGAGCGGGACCAGCACACCCCAGCUCUCUGUUGGUGACUGGUGUGCCCAGCUGGAUGUUCUGGACCCCUGAGGGCCACCACGGGCACGAGUGGCCAGUCUGAAGCUCGGGGCCUCCCUUGCCGGUGGUGCUGGAGCCGGAACAGCUGGAAACGGCUGUAUCCGGGUCAGCGAGGGCCCCGCGAUCGUACACCUGUGUCGUCUGCUCCUCGGUGGGCUGAGCUGUUGGUAAGCCCCGCACCACCCACCCCCUUCUCUUAGGCUGCGUCAGCUGGCCACGUCCCCCCCCCCCCCCACUUGGCAGAGCUGCGUGAGUGGGGUCAGUGGGGGUUUGAGUGAGUAGUUGUCCCCAAGUCCCAGGAGCGGUGGCGGCGCUCUGGGUCCUGCUGCCAGAGGGUAGUUGGUCAGAGGUGGGAGGUUUCUGGCCUUAGGUCGAAUUGAACAAAAACCAAGGAAAGCACCGAUUAAGCCCGGAAAUCCUCAUCAUUCAAAGCACUUUCUGUUUGUUUCUAAAAGGCGCGGUAGUGGUAUUUAUUGUAGUUUAACAUCUUGUGGGUUUUUUGUUCUGUUUUGCUUUUUGUUUGUUUGUAAACCAAGUCGUACAGGCGAGGAGUCAGUGGCUGGCUGACAGGUUCAUUGAAGGGCCAGAGGCUGGCCAGGCCCUGCCGGUGACAGAUGAUGUCCGCAGGGCCGUCCCUUGGGGCUAGAGGGACCCUCGGGCAGCCCCCCGGGGGAGGUGAGGCUCGAGCUCAGGUUCAGAGCAGGUGUGUCACAGCAUUUGUGUGUCACACAAAUGAGGUCACACUUGCGAACCAGCCCCCCCAAGUGUGCUGGGGUGAGGAGGUGGUGACACGGUGUUGAACGGGGGCUGCAGAGGGGGCAGCCGCUCCCUAGCACGGGGGAGGGGGUGGUUGGCUUCGGCUCGAGGGAGCGUGAGAUUCGUCUGUCCACUGCUAAGUUGCAUGAGCACCGAAGGGGCUUUCUAGUAACUGCUCUUUUCCUGGAUGUUUUAAAGCGGGAAGCAAGCUGUGUGCAGGCCUUUGGUCACCAGAGACCAGUGUUGUCUUACUUGGCCCAGGGAGCUCCCGAGUCGUAGGCCACAGGCACCUUCGUUGCUGUCUUGGGAGAGAGCUUUAGCAGUGCCGGGUUCCGGCUGGGUCUGGUCACCCACCGGCGGUGUGACCACGGUGUCCCGUGGGCAGCCGAGGCACCAACCAGCACAGCCAGGGGCCAAGGAUAUAAGCCAUCGGCGCGUGGGGAGCGCCGCGGGCGCAGCCGGUGCUGGGCCUGGUUUGCUGGUGUCGAGCGGGUGUGGGGCCGGGGCCUGUCCUCGUCCUCUGGACCGGACCUGAGCUGGGGUGUGGAGCUCAGGAGCCCUGUGCCUGAGUGCGGGGGCGGGCCUGGGAAGGCCCAGGUGUGUGUGUUGGGGGAUCUGGGGGUGGGGGAAACUCCAGUCGGAAAGAAAGGCCGGGGAAGCUCCCCACAAGAAGCGUGGAUGUUGAAGGUUAAGAAAAUCAAAACAGGUGGAACAAAACUAUGCCGUGAGGCCCCUGGUCGGCGGGGGGGGGGGGGGGGGGGGGGGGGGGGGGGGCGCUGGGGGAGGUGGGGCCACGUUCCGCCCCUGCCCACAGCGCUCUCCCGCCAGAGCUCCGCCCCGAGCGGGAUUUGCGUUUAUCCAUCCCAGAGUUUGGGCACGAGAAGGACGCCGUGGUAAAGACCGUGGUUUGUGAGGAGACGAUGCAGAGAACCCACAGUUGUCAAACGAUGAUGUUUAUUACUAAAAGGAGCAAAAUGUUUUCAAACCUGGACAGCGGCCCUUGCUUUCAGAGAGCGAAAUACAGAAUAGUGGUAGGACUCAAACUGUUACAUUCAUUAAAGAAAAGUAUUGAAUUUUCAUUUUGUAAGUAACCAAGCUAUUUUUUCCAGCUAAAAGAUAAAAUGGCGAGGUAACAUUUUUAGCUGCUUCGUCAGUGAGAAGAAUCAGAACAUAGUCGACAUUCCCUUUUCGUCAAUGCACAAAUGAUUGCACUGUGUUAACAAACAGUUUACAUGCACCAGGGGAAAAGGUGGAAAGAAGAAAAUGCAGAUCGAGACCGGUUUCGGUUAGAACUCGCGAAAAGGCAUCUGUGUCAGGGUCAGCGGCCUGCUGUCUGGCGUGAGGGCCGGGUCUCACACGCUGCUCACCCGGGCGGUGAGGGUGGUAUUUCUGUCAGGCUACAUUAUACCGGGUGGGCUUUCUUUGGACGUGGCGAAUGGGGCACAUGGGCAGGGUCGGCCGGAGAGGAUGGGGGGUUCAGCUGAGUGCACGGGAUGCACCAGCGGCUCAGCGCUCACGGGCGAGCGCCGAGGGCCGGCCACCAGCAGCGGGCGCAGGGGCGGGAGGAGCAGGCCACGCCGCCCUGGUGGUGGCAGUGACCGUGCUGGCCAGCGCAGGGCCCGCUCGGGGGUGGUGGGGCGCGCCCGCAGACCGGUCUCCUCCCUGAACCUGCCCCCCGCGGGGCAGCCCCCUUCCUGCCCUUUCCCGCCUUCCACAGGCCGCUGGCGGGCGUGCCUGUCCCCGAGCCGCGCUCGGCUGCGUGGUGCGCCCCGCGGGGAGCCGAUCGUGGUUGGGGAGGGAGACGCGGUUGAGGAGUGUCUGGUGGAAGGCCCUUCGUCUGCGACAUGUGUCCUCACGCGGGAAGCAGUGGGAGACGGGAACUCCGAUCUUAAGGGACUAGCAGUCCUCACGUGUGCUCGAGCAGCUCGGGUGCCCAUCUCUGUCCGACCUUCGAUGCAGGCGUUGGGGGGGGGUCGCCGCGGCAGGUGCUACCGGCAAGGUGGAGGGGAGUGAGGGCCCGGCCGGGACCCGUCUCGCCAUCCCCUGGGGCCUCCUGCCUCUCUGGGUCGGGGCUGCCGCGGUCCUCGUGGCACCAGCUGGAGGCCGCACGGCCAGAGGCCCGCACGCGCGUCUGUGGGGGCGGCGGGGAGGGCGUGCGCGCACGCGGUGGCGGGGGGAGUGUUAGGGGCGGACGGAGAUGAGGUAGGUGUGAGGUGUGCCGCUCCCUGCCGUCCCCGAAGCCCCAGGCGCGGGGCCGCCGCACCCAGACGCACCCUGGACUGCUCGCGGCCACUCGUGGAUCUGCCCCUCCUGGCAGGGCUGCCUGCCCCUCUGAGGCCGAGGAACGGGCUGGAACGUGUCUGCCCACGUGUGCGUCAGGCCCCCUCCACGUGGGUUCUCGGGCAGAGGCGCCCUCGGUUCCUGGCUCGCAGCCUCCGGUGGAGGAGAGCACGCGGCCGUCCCGCAGCGAGGUGCUUCUGCGCCCUUGGGGGCUUUCACGGUCUGAGCGCCACCCGAGUGCCGUCGUCUUCCGCCUGCAGCGCCUCCAGGUGCCCGCGCGCCCCCCGCCCCCUUCCGCAGCCUUCCAGUGACGGCCGCCUGUGCUUCCCACGGCUUUCGGACCGUCCCGGCGUAUGGGAACAUGGUAAAAAUACAGCUUCGCUGUUUCAUUUUUCAACGAAGGCAACUGCACUUUCUCUUGCUUUUAAGGCUGAAUUAGCGACGCUUCUCAGGGACAGAUCUUGAGGACACUUGGGGACGGGUCAUUUUUCUAGUCUUUGCUUACGGACGGUAUCGCAUGACACACGGUUCCCCGGGCAGGGAACAAAACUGAGAGACACCUUGGUUUUCCGACUAGAGCACUUCACUCUUCUUCCCGUUUCUUGUCUGGAAUCACUUUUACGCUUUACUGACACGAGCAGGUCCUGUCCAGGCAAGACCCAGUGGAAACGCGAGACAUCGUCGGCGGUCCUCAGUGCCGUCCGUUAAUGGUGGGGUCGGCAGCGCGUGCAGCUACGGACAUAGAGGCCUUAAAAUCUAGUAGGCACCUUUAAGUUUCUGAGACCGAAGGCAAGAAAACCCGGAAGACGAGACCUCUUUGAGCCAGAGAAAGCGGGAUUACUAAUGCUGAGUGGAGGCUGGCCCUCCCCUCCCCUCCGUCUUGAGAGGUGUCGUCCUGUGCAUGUGGGGGCGAAGCGAGCACCUCUCCCGGACGAGGCCGCUUUGGACACCCGUCGUCCACCUACAGGUGUGAGAUUCACCUCGAGGGGACCCCUGCCCGCAGCGGCAGCAUCGGUGCGGAGUCGGGGGGAGAUGAGAGCAAGGUGGCCGAGAUCCCAAACUGAAAAAUGCGAACACCACUUUAUUUCCGUUAGUCCCCCAGAUGUUCAUCUAGGUCAAGCCCGUGAUGCGUCUGCUCGGGGCCCUUGGUCACGUCAUCUGGCUUUAAGUGGGGCGGCCGUGGGAUCUACCGUCCAGACCGGGACUUGUGGACGGUACAAGAGGGAGCAUUUCUAGGGCCAGGUUGGGACGUCAGGGGUUGGGUGCCCUGGGACCCCAGCCUGGCACCGAGGGGCGUCCGGGGACGGGGGAGCCCGGCCCGUGCUCUUCCUGCCCCGCUGGGGGGCCCGUCAUCCUACAGUGUACGUGUUUGCUCAGCGCCUGUGUAGCAGUUGCAACACGGGAGUUCGUGGUCUGGUAAACGUGGUUGUGGACUUCUCGGGAGAGUGGUUUUGGCAGGAGGCAUCGCACUGCCGUGGCUACCCACAGGUUUUCCACGUCGACAUCCUCUUCGCAAGUUCGCGGGCUCUUGUGUCACAUCCCUGCUCUGUGUCUUUAGGAAUCCUGGGUGCUGUUGAUCAGGGAGCUUGGGAGAAUGGAUCGUUCUUCACGUGCCCGAAGUCACCCGAGCACUUGGGGCAUCGAGCACGUGCCCAGAAGCACAAGUAACCCAGUGUGCAAGUUUCCUCACGUUGGUGAAGGCGGCAGGCGGACUGUGGGCACAGACGAGUCGCCUGAGGACCCUGGGGUGGGGGUGGGGUGGAGGGUGUGAGUGCAGGUUUCCCAGCCGCGGGAGGGCAGCGCGAGGGGGGUGUGGAGCGGUGCCUCUCGGCCUCACCUACCCACAGGCCCUGGCUCAGCAUCCCUGGCAACUCCAUCUCUCUGCCUCUGGCUUUCACGUCCAGAGCGUGGAAGCAGCUGCCAGGGGAGGAAAGGACUCUCACGAGGUGGCUCUGGGACUAAUUAAAACUUGUCACUUUGUACCCCCCUGGGGGCCGGCCCUGACCCACACGUCCCUCGUGGCCGGGUGUUGCUGUGUGCGCACGUCCACCGGGAGCGCACGGGAGGAGGUCCGCUGCUCUGGCCCCGGCCCGGGACUGGCACAGCCACUGGGAAAAGCUGAGCCUCUGGGCCGGUAGGACGAGCCCAGCCUGCCAGGUGAGCAGGAGCACUCCCCCGUGCUGGGCUGUCCCGCUGGGCGGCCCGCUCCUUAAUCGGCUUCUAGACCCUCUCAGACCCGGAGCGGUGGUCUCUGGGGGGAUCUGCCGGGAUACCCCGGGUGUGCAGUCUGGUUUUCACACCUGUGGGAGCAGGGGCCGGACGUGUGAGGGGACACGAGCCAGUCACCUGUGCGGGAGCCCCGGGCGUGAAAUCACUGUUGCUUUCACUGGGCCACACACCCUUCCCUAAUCUCCUCCCGGGGCGGCACGUGCGUGUGUAACCUGCGGUCCGAGGUACCGUUUGGUGUCGUGCAGUUACCAGAACGUACAAAAGGCUGUGGUCUUUACGAAGAGGUGCAAACAGUUAGAAAACACAUGUCCCACAUGGAGGGUUCUGAGCUGCAAGGAGCAGGAAUCUUUAUUUGGUUCACUUCAGGUCUGCAGCAACCACUCGAUAUUAAAAAAGAACGGAAAGUAAGAUGUACAAAAGAUGUAAUAUCCCUUUAGAAAGUAACGUUACCAGAAACGCGUUUCUUACGGACCCUCCCUCUCCUGUGCCCCACUCCCCAAAAAGACCCCAAACUAAGCCAAACUGUGAGAAGAAAUGGGGAGAGAGAAUGUAGAACGGAAAAAAUAAAACUGGAUUUUUACUGGAACAUGCUCUAAUCUUUAGUUUAUUUCUGGUUAAAAAUAUAGCAAUCCAGUGCAGUGUAGUAAAGAAAUCUGCUUGAAAGGUAGCAGAGAAACAGCUAAACAUAAGCAAAGCAAGGCAGAGUCCAUAGCCGGGCUGUGCCCAGGACGGCUGUGGAAGCUCACGGUCGGGGCCGUCCCGGGCGUGAGCGCAGGGGCCGGGGUAUGGACGCGGCCGUGCCCCACAGACACGUCCAUACGCCCUGGCCGGGGCUGGCUCCAGCGCUAGGACCACGGGGCGCCCGCACAUUCUGGAACCUUGUUCU
Panthera uncia (snow leopard) is the source of this 10039-nucleotide messenger RNA. RefSeq names its product kelch domain containing 4 (gene KLHDC4). Gene Ontology annotation, molecular function: protein binding. The transcript is spliced from 11 exons. The record is from RefSeq and is a predicted model, not a curated record. Lineage: Eukaryota; Metazoa; Chordata; Mammalia; Carnivora; Felidae. Bases 77 to 1717 code for a protein of 546 amino acids.